Molecule: messenger RNA, 1211 nt
Organism: Stylophora pistillata
Lineage: Eukaryota; Metazoa; Cnidaria; Anthozoa; Scleractinia; Pocilloporidae
Product: sorting nexin-24
Molecular function (GO): phosphatidylinositol phosphate binding
Source: RefSeq, a predicted model, not a curated record
UUCUUGUACUGCCUUGCAGCGCUGAAGCGUGCUGCAAUGGAGCGGUACGAAACAGUUAAUUGUAGCUAUGUGCAAUAUCUAUUUCACAUAUAACUAUGAUUGCUUUAUCAAUUCCUUCAUUUAGGAAGCCUAGAAAUGACAAGGAAUAUACUGUCUACGAAAUUCACAUCACGAAGCCCAAUGGACGUGAAGUAACAACAGAACGUCGCUACAGAGAAUUUUACGAUUUCCAGAAACAAAUUAGCAAAAUUGUACACGAACCUCUUCAUUUUCCUUCAACGAAACUGCCAAAGCCUUUGAAUACAAGCUUACGAUUCUUGGAGUCGAGGAGAGAAGCUCUGGAGAAGUACUUAAGGAACCUUGUUUCUUUUAUUGGGAUUAGCGAAGUUCACAACCUUUUUUCGCAGUUUUUAGAGACUAGUCUACCACAACACUGUCACAAUUUGGAUUCCUCGCGAGCAAGUUCGAGUGAAGAGUUGGAUGCCUAUAACGAUGAGUUACCAAGAUUAACUCAUCAGCCAUUGAUGUGCUUCAUCAAUGAUCCCUUCAAAGACAACAAGGGAAACAACCCUCUGCCAGAUAUUGUUUUGCAAGGCACUCUCAAAGGCCUGUACGGAUAAAGUAAAGCCUUUAAUUGAGAUAAUCUUCAAACUGGACAAAGUAUUUAAUUUUAUUACUUUCAGGAGAAAUUGAUUGGUUCGUUCGAACUACGUUUUGCUCGAGGGGAGGCAGUGGUAGCAUAGAGAAAGGGGACCUGUAUUACUGGAACACGUCCAUUUUAGGAACCCAUAGUCUGUCUUUGACUGUUGCUUGCUCAUCUGAACAAACUUAAUGAAGCAUAGAUGUUUUAAGGUGCCUUUCAACAUCCUUGAGGUGGCUUUGCUCAAACUCUUUUCAUAAAGUCACUUUAAAUACUUGAAUGCCCUGAUUGGUUAAAAAACCUCUCAGUUAUUGCACAGUAAACCUCAAGUUAUUUUAUAGAAGCAACAGACCACACUUUUUAUUGAGUUACCUGGCACCAACCUACUUUGGAUGUUGGGAGAACACUUCAAAAGUUUGUAAAUUACUCGCCCCUGGCUUAUGAUUUAUAAACUUUUCUCAUAUUCUACCAAAAUUCUGAGUGGGUCAUUAUGCUGGUUUAUUAUAUGGCUGUGUCUCACAAGGACUCGGAACUACCAAAUUCACAAAUUCAAUAUUGAAAGCGGUCUAGA